AUGGUUCGUGGGUUGAGAGAUGGGUGUCUUGGUCAGUUUACUGGCCACGAUGCGUUUACUGGUCUCCCACCGGGGGUUGACGGGCUAGUGCAAAGAGCUCUAGAGGAGGCUUUCUGGUUAUUAUUUAGACAGCUAGACGAGCGCAUGUGCAUGGCUCUAGGUAACGUAGCAUACACAUGUAGUGAAUGCAGAAUUCUAGAAUACCGGUUCAUAGGAGAUCACGGAAGUUACAUUUUCCUUCCUCAAAGUAAGGCGGAUACUCCAGUACUAUCUAGAAGGGGCCCCACACAGACGCACCGCAGGGAACCAAAUCUCCCAGAAAGAAUAGCCCUAUGGAGGAACAUCGAUAUCUGA
Morchella sextelata is the source of this 354-nucleotide messenger RNA. RefSeq lists its product as uncharacterized. The transcript has 8 exons. The coding region runs from base 1 to 354 and encodes 117 amino acids. The record is from RefSeq and is a predicted model, not a curated record. NCBI's taxonomy places the organism in Eukaryota, Fungi, Ascomycota, Pezizomycetes, Pezizales, Morchellaceae.